This is a messenger RNA of Vairimorpha ceranae, 1722 nucleotides long. Its product is annotated as atm1 mitochondrial abc transporter. The transcript has a single exon. Gene Ontology annotation, molecular function: ATP binding; ATP hydrolysis activity; ABC-type transporter activity. Lineage: Eukaryota; Fungi; Microsporidia; Nosematidae. The record is from RefSeq and is a predicted model, not a curated record. Gene Ontology annotation, cellular component: membrane. Bases 1 to 1722 code for a protein of 573 amino acids. Gene Ontology annotation, biological process: transmembrane transport.
AUGAAGGAAAAAACCAAUUAUGAAAUUUUAUAUGAUACAUUUGUAAAAUAUUGUUACAAUAUUUCCUAUAUAAGGUACGUAAUGUUUCCCAUAUUACUGUCUACAAUUAUAGCUUGUUAUCUCGAAGUUCAGGCAAGUAACAUAUCAAAAAGAAUUGCAGAAGAUUUUGAAAAUAAAAUAAAUGCAGGAAAAAGUAUAUUUAAAUAUAUUUUAUUUUUAACUUCAUCAAUAGUAUUAAGACAAAUUAAUGAUAUUGUGUUUAGCGGGCCAAUACAAUUUUUAUAUAAAAUUGUUGGAGUUGAAGCAUUUUAUCAUUACAUUUCAUUAAACUUAGAAAAUUUUAACAAAAUAGGAAGUGGAGAGAUACAAAUGAUUAUAGAGCGGAAAAGUAGAGCAUAUGGUGACAUACUAGAACUAACUACUCUCUCGGCCGUACCAACCUGUAUUGUAGUUAUUAUGUCGUUUUUCUCAGUAUAUAAAAAUUUGGGAAGAGAUGCACUCUACGUAAUGUUGGCUACAAGUGCCUUGUAUGUGUAUUUUACAUUUGUAUUUUCAAUAUGGAGAAACAAUAUUAGAAGACAAUAUAAUAAGUCACAGGAUAAAUUAUCGAAUAAAUUACAAGAUUUUUUAGCUAAUCAUGAAACAAUUAAAGCCUAUAAUAUGGAAGAAGAAACUAUUACAUAUUUUGAUGAAAAUCAAAAACCGGUAGAAUAUUUUGGGGUAAAGUCUCACAGAAUUUUGUUCUCUCUUUUAUAUAUACAAAAAAUGACAUUUGCGAUACAGGCAAUUAUUAUUAUCACAUUAGGAUCUUUUGGAUAUUUUCCGAUUAAAUUAUCCUCUCAACAGUUAGUCUUUUAUAUUUCGAUUAGUAAAACGUUGACAAAUUCGUUGAGCGAAAUGGGAAUGCUAUACACAAGAUAUGUACAAGGAUUUUUAAAUGCAAAGUCUGGAUAUUACGAGUUUAAAGAGGAUACACAAACUGAUAAAAUAAGACUGAUAGAUUUUAAUGAAAAGCUAGAAUUUAGAAAUGUAUCUUUUAGUUAUUUAAAUAAGCCUAUUUUACUGAAUGCCAAUUUCGUUAUUAAUAAAGGGGAGCGUGUUGCUAUUAUAGGAAAAAAUGGAACAGGUAAAAGUACAAUAAUAAAAUUGUUAAUGAAAUUUUAUAAAUAUGAUGGAGAUAUAUUAAUUGAUGAUACAGAAAUAGAUAAUAUUUCGGAUAGAAGUUACAGAAGUUUAAUAUCAUAUGCAACACAAAACACGUUCUUAUUCGAUAAUACUGUGACAUACAAUAUAUUUUACGGGACUAAAAACGUAACAGAAAAAGAAGUUUUAGAAUUAGCCAAAAAAAUAGGUGUAUUAGAGUCUAUACAGGAAUUUAAAGAUGGGUUUAGCACAUCGGUCGGUGAACGCGGAAGAUUUUUAUCUGGUGGUGAAAGGCAAAAAAUUAUGCUGAUGCGUGCAUUGCUUAAAAAUUCAGAGAUCGUUUUAUUAGACGAGCCAACCUCAGCACUAGAUAAAAAGAGUGAACUAGAAACUAUGACAUAUAUUUUUAAUGAAUUUAAGUACCAUACUUUUGUAAUAAUUGUACACAAUCUAGAAUUAUUGGCUUUGUUUGAUAAAAUUUUAUUUGUAAAUGGUAAUGAGGUAACAAUGAUAGAAGACAUUAACAAAAAACUUGAAGAAAAUUCAAAGUAUUUUGCAGAUAUUUUAAACAACGAAUAA